This is a messenger RNA of Pseudogymnoascus verrucosus, 1742 nucleotides long. Its product is annotated as accessory factor associated with RNA polymerase II. Gene Ontology annotation, biological process: positive regulation of transcription elongation by RNA polymerase II; transcription elongation by RNA polymerase II. The coding region runs from base 248 to 1519 and encodes 423 amino acids. The record is from RefSeq and is a predicted model, not a curated record. Lineage: Eukaryota; Fungi; Ascomycota; Leotiomycetes; Thelebolales; Thelebolaceae. Gene Ontology annotation, cellular component: Cdc73/Paf1 complex. The transcript has 2 exons. Gene Ontology annotation, molecular function: RNA polymerase II complex binding.
AAGCUCACCUAGAACGUCAAGAACCUUGAGGUUGAGUGCCAAUAUAUCCAAGUGAUUGAUUCCCUUGCUUAUAACAAGCUUUUGGCCUAAGGCACUAAUCACGCGGGUUUGGCUCAGUGAGGCUACCGUGUAUUAUCCAACUUCACCUCCAAGCCGGCGGCGAGCUCCAAAAUCACCAAGACCACAACCACAACCAACAACCACCACCAUCAACACAUCCAACCCCUCAUCCGCGCCACACCUCAAGAUGGCAUCCGCGGACACCCCCCAGCACGACGCGCUCCUCCUCCUCCGCCAAUCCAUCGCCUCCUCCACCGCCGCCCUCCCAACCCUCACCUCCUCCCCCCCCGACACCACAACCGCAGCCGACACCCCCCUCUCCAGCGCGCAAUACCUCCACUUCCCCCACGCCUCCACCUCCCUCGCCCUCACGACCCCAACUCGCUUCCUCUCUUCCUCCACUCCCGUCGACCUACGCUCCAUCUACUUCGCCUGGCUCAAGCGCGAAGUCGCAAUCCCCGACUACAACGCCGCGGCGCUCGCGCUCAAUACUGCGCUCGCUGCUGAUGGCGGAGCGGGGGGGACGGUGCAAAAUCUCGCGUUCGUGGAGAGGUUGGAUUUGAUUACGUGGCUUGAGGGCGCGUCGGAGGAGAGCGAGUAUAUCCGUCCUCUUGCGGCGGACGCGGCGGCCGCAGCGGCGAGCGCGCAGGUCGCGGCUGGGAAGGCGGGGGGUGCUGCGCCUGCUGCGGCGGGGGCGGGAGCGAGGAAUCGAACGGUCGAUCCGAGGUUGCAGGAGAUUUAUAAUGGGGAGCGGAGGAUGGGUGAUCGGAAUAGCGUGUUGCGCGGUGUGAAGCCUACCGAUUUCUCCCACGUCCGCAAAAUCGCCCAAACCUUCAUCGGUCGCAAACCCGGCGCCCCCUCCUCCUCCACCACCACCCACAGCAGCGCGCGUCCCACCGCUCUCCCCCACAACCCCAAACCCGCCCGCCGCCCCGACCCAAUCAUCCUCGUCUCCCCCUCCGCCUCCUCCCUCCUACGUAUGUCGAACAUAAAAUCCUUCCUCGAAAGCGGCCUCUACGUCCCCCCCUCCGACUCGCUUUCCACCAGCACAUCCACAAUCCUGCAUCUCUCCCGCAUAAUCCCCUCCAUCGACACAACCCGCCCAAUCCGCUUCAUCGUCGUCGAUUCGCCCGAGCAAUUCAAGCCCGAGUACUGGGCGAGGGUAGUAGCGGUGUUCACCACGGGACAGACGUGGCAGUUCAAGAACUACAAGUGGCAAGCGCCCCAGGAGUUGUUUAGGCACGCGCUGGGCGUGUAUGUAGGGUGGAGGGGGGAGCCGGUGCCGGAUGCGGUGAGGGGGUGGGGGAGGGGCGUGGUGGGUGUUGCGCUUGAUCCGUGGAGUGGGGGGAAGGAGACGAGGUGGAGGGAUAGGGAGGGGGUGGAGGCGGUGUGGAGGGGGGUGGAGGAGAUUAUGAGGGUUAAGGGGUGGUCGAAGGAGAGUGGGCCGGUGAAUGCUUAAGGGGGGUUUGUAGGAUGGAAUGGCGUGCGUGUGUGUGCGGGUUUGCGAGGGGGGCAAGCAGAGGUGCAUUUGGGCGGUGUUUGGCGUUUGAUAGAUGCCCUUUGAAGGUGGUCUACGCGGCGGAAAGAAAAAGCGGAAAAGGGCAGCGGGGGACGCAUGUAAGAAGGUGGCUUUUGUAGAAUUACACAUUUGGCAACUUGGCGAGACGAAUAUUACAACCCGU